Brienomyrus brachyistius is the source of this 3410-nucleotide messenger RNA. RefSeq names its product nuclear receptor subfamily 4 group A member 1-like. The transcript has 7 exons. The record is from RefSeq and is a predicted model, not a curated record. Gene Ontology annotation, biological process: cellular response to corticotropin-releasing hormone stimulus; regulation of transcription by RNA polymerase II. Bases 367 to 2109 code for a protein of 580 amino acids. Gene Ontology annotation, molecular function: RNA polymerase II cis-regulatory region sequence-specific DNA binding; nuclear glucocorticoid receptor binding; nuclear receptor activity. Gene Ontology annotation, cellular component: transcription regulator complex; nucleus. NCBI's taxonomy places the organism in Eukaryota, Metazoa, Chordata, Actinopteri, Osteoglossiformes, Mormyridae.
GCAGAAGCCUGCGUCAUAGGUGAACAGGCCAAAGGCAUAAUGGCAGUAAUAGAGUAAAAUCGAAUAUUCUGACAAUCCUGCUAUGUCAGCAAGCCUUCCUGCUAUUAUUUCACAUUUCACUUAUUGUAUAGUAUAUAACUUCCCGUACAUCUAAUACUGUUACUGUAAUGGAGCGUGUAGCACAGGGUUGCCAGAUUCUACUGUUUUAUGUGUCAAUCGCCCACGUGUUUAGCACGUCUGUGACACAGACACUCAUAGCACACUGAAUUUUAUUUUCCCUCUUUUUCACAUGAAUCCACCUGUAGCUAUGUCUUCUGCAGCGUGCGGUGCGACUGACCGGGCAUCCCGUGAGAAGGAGAAGCAGAAAUGCCCUGUGUCCAAUCCCAGUAUGGAAUUCUGCCCAAUGAAAACAACUGCUACAACCCAGAAUUCCUGAGCCCAGACCUUACUGCCAAGCUGGUCAUGGAUACAAGCGGGCAGCAGGACCAUCUUUCAGGUCUGCCCUUACCCAGUAUCAACACUCUGAUGGGCAGCUACUCUGGAGAGUUUGACGCCUACUCAUGCCACAUUGCCACUUCCGUUGCAUCCACUUCCGCUGGGGCUAACUCUGGUCAGCAGUCACCCUUCAAGCUGGAUGACUUUGAGGUGUACGGAUGCUACCCCGGCACGUUCGCCCUGAGCUACCUGGACGAGACGCUGUCAUCGUGCGGGUCGGAUUACUACGGAAGUCCCGCUUCGGCUUCCUCGCCCUCGACGCACGGCUAUCAGACGCAGCCCGUGUCCACGUGGGAGACUCCAUUCAGCCCCUACUCACCAGCUCCUGGGUGUUGGGUAGCAGACAAGAUGACCUUGCCACAGCCACCCUCCUUCUUCACUUUCUCCCCUCCGCCGGAGUUGUCAUCUCCCCUGGAACAGCAGUCAUCGCACCUGCAGGAACAGGACCCUUUUGGUCAGCCCCAGCAGGCUCAGCCCCACCACGUCCCGUUGCACUUAACUCCAGUGCCUAUGGAUCAGGGUUGCCUAAAUACCCCAGUGCUGGCAGAGAGGCCUGGGUCCUCCCCCAAAAACCAGAGCCCCACCACCAAUGAGGGUCGCUGCGCUGUGUGCGGGGACAACGCGUCAUGUCAGCACUAUGGCGUACGCACCUGUGAAGGGUGCAAAGGCUUCUUCAAGCGGACUGUACAGAAGAAUGCUAAAUACGUGUGCUUAGCCAACAAAGACUGCCCAGUUGACAAACGCAGGCGAAACCGUUGCCAAUUCUGCCGUUUCCAGAAGUGCCUGGCUGUGGGGAUGGUGAAAGAAGUCGUGCGAACCGACAGCUUGAAAGGUCGCAGGGGUCGCCUACCCUCCAAGCCCAAGAGUGUUCAAGACUCUGUAUCCGGGCCGACGACUACGAUCGAUAUCAUUUCAUCUCUCGUUAGGGCGCACAUCGAGUCUAACCCAGCUGCUGGAAAACUGGACUACUCUCAGUACCAGGAGGCAGCGGCCAACCUGUCUGAGAAACACAAUGCCAGGGAUGUCCAGCAGUUUUAUGACUUGUUGACACACACUAUGAAGGUGAUCCGGAAAUGGGCAGAGAGCAUCCCUGGAUUCAUGGCCUUCUGCUCAGAAGAUCAGGAGCUCCUCCUGGAAUCUGCUUUUGUGGAACUUUUCAUCCUGCGUCUUGCAUACAGGUCGAGCCCUGAAAAGGACCAACUGAUCUUUUGCAAUGGGGUAGUGCUCCAUCGCAUGCAGUGCGUGCGGAGCUUUGGUGACUGGAUAGACUCCAUCAUGGGCUUCUCACAGAGCCUUCACCGCAUGAACCUGGAUGUCUCCUCCUUUUCCUGCCUAGCGGCUCUGGUCAUCAUUGCAGAUCGUUACGGACUCAAGGAACCAAAGCGCGUGGAGGAGUUCCAGAACCACCUGAUUUCCUGUCUGAAGGAACACGUGACCAGCAACGGCAUGGACUCCAGCCGACCGAACUACAUGUCAUGGCUUCUGGGGAGGCUCCCAGAGCUGCGAACGCUGUGCACUCAGGGCCGCCAGCGGAUUUUCUACCUUAAGCUGGAAGACCUUGUUCCCCCACCGCCCAUCGUGGACAAGAUCUUCAUGGACGCCCUGCCUUUCUGAGCUUCAGGGAUGGGCUUCAUUGACAAUUGGAGCGACACCCGAUGGUGUCGAGACAAAGAGAGAAUUAAACGCUUUUUCCACUGCCUGCGGGACGAUAUGUCCGGACCCUGGAUCCAUAUGCUUGGUAUCAUUUGGUCGCUUUGCACUGAUCGGUUAAUCUAGUCCCUCUGAUUCUGGCUCACAACUGAACACCACUUUCAGGAAAUAUGAGAUUCAUUGUUAUACAUACGACGUAUUGAAAUGGACUCUGUCCUUCUUGGAGAAAACAGGAUAGGAUACCAUGCCAUUUCUGUACAACUUAAUGUAUGUACAUUUUAAUGUGGUUUUAUGGCUGUGCAAAAGCUGUAAAAAGAAAAGGGAUCCUGGAGAAGAAUGAAGACGAGGACCAUCUUCACAAAUACUGACAGUAUUAAUAUUAAUCAUGAUUUAAAGCCAAUGGUUUUCAAAGCCUUAGCAGCGGUUAUAAGGGUUGAGAAAAAAGACGUGCUGUAGGUACUAUCCUCCUACUCGCAUAGUCAGCCCUUCCUCGCAGUGUCAGAUGGCUCUUUGCUCAUCCGCAUAUCGUACUUUGAGAUUUGCUUUCAAAGUAGCUGGAUACCUUAAGCAUUAAAAACAAAAUCAUGGACCAAAUGAGGCUAAUUUUUUUAAAUGCCGAGCCUUGUUUUGUGAAACAGCAGCACAUCUCAUUUAUAGGUCAUUUUGUGCUACACAAUAUAUACAUAUUUCUCAGAACAUUUAUAUAAAAAAAAUAUUAUCCUAAGUGUUGCGUUCCUCAUUUUAUAGUCACAAUAUCUGUGCAACAACGACAUUACAGCUCUUUGUGAAUAGUGCCUUAUUCAAGGUUCGCCAAACUACUGUCACUAAUCAUCAACCAUCAUCAUAGAGAAACACGCCCCUCCAGCCCAUUCAUAUUCUGACAAUCUCAUAGACAUUAUUGGUUUGGUUUUCCAUCUGUAGUUCUAACUUUGUCCAUAGCCAUGUCCAUAUAUUGGCAAACGACGGGUGGAGCUGUUGAUGUUGCUACUGUUGCCUGCGCACUGUACCCUCCAUACAAAAAUUAUGUACAUUUAUCAUGUAUUUUAAAAAGUGACUUUAUGGCUAAAUGCGUGACAAAUGUAUUAAGAUGAGCAGCUAUGGGUACUUUCUGCAGUUGAGGUGUUUUCAUUGCUAUUCAUCUCUUUUAUAAAUGUGUAUGUAUAUUAAUAGCAGAAAGACUUUAUAUUUGUGAAGUUUUUUUUUUUUAGUUUUGUGGUUAUGUGAUAUUGAGAAAAGAUAUUUAAUAUAAAAAGUUUUCAAAUGAC